AUGUGCACGUGUGUGCUGUGGCUGGCGUGUCUGGCCGGGCUGCUCGGCCCCUCUCUCGGCUGCUACCGCUGCUUCGUGGCGGUGGAGGACAGUCUCCGGCUGUGCUGGGGUCACGUCGUGGCCGAGCACGGCAUCAGAAAUGUGGACGGCUGCUUCCAGAAGCUGGACAGCAUCUUCAACAACGACCAGGCCGUCAUUGACGCCGGAAAAGUGGGCAGAGGAUAUGACAAGCAGCUGAAGCAGAUCCUGGAUGCAGAGAUUUUACCCAUCGUGGAGGAGUUUGACCGAAAAGAGAACAAUGACUAUGUGUACGAGCAAAGGUUGCAGACGGCGGCAGACAAUUUCAUCGCUGCUGCCUCCAAACUGCCUAGAGUGUCUGGAUGUUUCCCUCCGUGCGGGUUUCAGAGUGCAGGUGCGGAGUACAACUGCAUCACCUGCCAGUACGACUCCUGUGAAUUCCCCCUCGACUGCCCAGUCGAGGAAAUUAAAGUAAUGGAGAGGAGCAGGAGCCGGAUGCGCUGCGACGUGCCUUUUGCCCUGUCGGAUGAGAUUGAGGUGAUCUGGAGGUUUGCAGAGGAGGUGAGAACCCAGCAGGUGGAUCACUUCAAGGAGGUGACGGUGGGCGUGGACAGGCUGUACUCCAUCCCUUCCACCGGCCUCCAUCAUCAGGGCACCUACCAGUGUGAGAUCUACUCCGGACGGCGCUCCGUCGUCAGGCUGUACUUCUACCUGGCAGUGACCCCCCAGGCUGUGGCAGGCCACACAGAGCUGCAGGAGAUAUUUGACCUCUCUCUGCUCCCAGGAGGGCAGUUAGUCCCUCAGACUGGUGCUCCUCCGCCCUCCUCCGCCUCCUCCUUCCUCCGCCUCCCUCUGACGGUGCUUCUCAUGGCCUGUUUAACCGCUUCGCUGCUGCUGCUCUUCCUCUCCCUCGGGUAA
Molecule: messenger RNA, 936 nt
Organism: Salarias fasciatus (jewelled blenny)
Lineage: Eukaryota; Metazoa; Chordata; Actinopteri; Blenniiformes; Blenniidae
Gene: spaca6
Product: sperm acrosome associated 6
Exons: 8
Coding region: 1-936 (311 amino acids)
Biological process (GO): fusion of sperm to egg plasma membrane involved in single fertilization
Source: RefSeq, a predicted model, not a curated record